This is a messenger RNA of Protobothrops mucrosquamatus (brown spotted pit viper), 1573 nucleotides long. It is a transcript of the gene FRS3, whose product is annotated as fibroblast growth factor receptor substrate 3. NCBI's taxonomy places the organism in Eukaryota, Metazoa, Chordata, Lepidosauria, Squamata, Viperidae. Gene Ontology annotation, biological process: cell surface receptor protein tyrosine kinase signaling pathway. The coding region runs from base 6 to 1538 and encodes 510 amino acids. The transcript has 5 exons. The record is from RefSeq and is a predicted model, not a curated record. Gene Ontology annotation, cellular component: cytoplasm.
ACACCAUGGGAACGUGCUGCAGUAGCCCAUGCCGAGACAGGGUUCCAGAUAACCACCCUACCAAGUUUAAGGUGACAAAUGUUGAUGAUGAGGGCAAUGAGCUGGGCUCAGGGAUAAUGGAAUUGACACAGAGGGAGCUUGUUUUGCACACUCAUAAACGCGAUGCUGUUCGGUGGCCCUACCUUUGCUUGCGUCGCUAUGGCUAUGAUUCCCAUCUCUUCUCCUUUGAAAGUGGACGUCGCUGCCUGACUGGACAGGGAAUUUUUGCAUUCAAGUGCUCAAGAGCUGAAGAGAUAUUUAAUUUGCUGCAGGAUCUGAUGCAGUGUAAUAGUAUCAGUGUGGUGGAGGAACCUGUUGUCAUUACAAGGAAUGCAGCUGAACUGGAACUAUCCCGGACUCCCCAAACACCCGAUACUAAUUGUGCUCCCAUUUCUUCAUUUUUUGAAUAUAUAGUCCCAGGUUUUCCUAAUGGGUUCCACAACUUCCCUAUGGAGCCCUCAUCUUGUCCUGCAGCCUGCCAUGCCCCCAUGAGUAGUCUAAGGCAUUCUUCCAUUGGAGAGGACGCUACGCAUGCUCUUAUUAUCCCUGAUGGGCAAUCCCACACCUAUGUAAACACAGCCAGUGGGGAAGAUGAUAUAAGGGGCCACCAUUGUAUGCACUCCUUACCUGAAGUUCAUCCUCCGAUUGCUCAUUCCAACCAUAGCUGCUCCCUGGAGGACCGGAAUCCCCAGGUUUACAUUCAGCCAGGAGAAGUGAAGUUUGUUUUGGGCCCGAACCUGGGUUAUAGGCACAGGAUGAAAUGUGAUGGCUACUGUCGACCCCACUGGGAGUGCUCAAGGCAUUUCUGCACUCCUCACAACAACAACAACAACGAUUACAAAGACGAGUGCCUCGCCCCCAAGUGUGUUUAUGAAAACCUCAAUGGUCUGCUGCCUUCUCGAGGAACCUUAUUUCGUCAGGGGAGCGGGCGCUUGAAAAUUCCCUGUGAGGACCUGAAUCCUGCCAGUUGCUCCCAUCGCCGGACCGCCCUACUGCACUAUGAGAACUUGCCAUCAUUGCCUCCUGUGUGGGAGUGCCAGCCCCUAAGACAGGGCCAGGAUGAAGAGGAUUCUGGUGAUGCAAUGACACCUUCCUCCACUGGUUAUCCAGAAAUUGAAGAAGAUGACUCUUUACGAAAUUACAUGAACUCAGAAAGGGUUGCCCUACAUGGAGGCAUGCGUAGGGGAGGUUGCUUGCAGCGGCACCGCAGUUGUACCCCCAGCGUUUUCAAUUUCGACUUCUGCCGGCCUUAUUUGGAGCAGCCAAGGCAGCUCAAUUAUAUCCAGGUGGAACUGCAAGAUGAUCCUUGUAAAGGGCGGCAAAACAUACCAGUCCCCCACGUCCCAUGUGCAGCUGCCCAUCCAGCCCACAGGACCAAUUCCUAUGCGGUCAUUGACCAUAAAAAGACAGCAGCCAUGUCCAGCUUACAGAGAGCACUGCCGAAGGAUGAUGGGACUUCCAGGAAAACACGACAUAACAGCACUGACCUGCCUCUGUAAGAAGAACAUUCAACCCAAGCACCUCAUUGUGGCUU